Molecule: messenger RNA, 504 nt
Organism: Cylicocyclus nassatus
Lineage: Eukaryota; Metazoa; Nematoda; Chromadorea; Rhabditida; Strongylidae
Source: the annotation of a GenBank genome assembly
CUUGAAAACGAAGUACGGGAAAUUAUAGACUUCCAUCUCGAAUUGCACAGAAACAGGGUGAGGCCAGCCUUGAAUCGAAGCGACGUGAGGUUUUUCGAUUCUUUCUAUCAAGGAAUUGAAAAAGUGGACGACUUCGACAGGAAUCGUUUAAAAAUUGUAUUGUCAUUAUCAAUAGAUGGUUUCGUACCAAAGAGGCUCACAAGACGUGAAGUAUGGCCUAUCUACCUAAGGGUAGAUAACCUACCCAAAGCAGUUGCUGACAAUUAUUACAAUUCUAUUCUUUGUGGCGUCUAUUUCUCUUUUUCCAAGCCUUCUUCGAAAAUGCUUGAAGCGCUCUUCAGCAGACUGGAGUCGGAGAUAAGAAGUCUGCGGAUUGAACCUCUAAUGAUUGAGGUUGACGGCGUAAACUGGGUUUUGAAUGUCGAAAUACAGCGAGGAAUAGCUGAUAUGGGGGCACAAAAGGCGCUGUUUGGUCUCCCUCAUUGGGAAUCACCGCAAGGGUGC